UUCUGGUGAUAGAUUAGUUUGGUCUGGUGUGGGGACUCUACUAACCGUCCUGUUUGUGUUGCGACCAGUAAAACAGUUAAAGGAAGUGAGGCGGGGAAGAUGGAUGUCUAUCGCUUGAAUGUGACUUUAAUUAUGUUUGUCAGUGAAUUUGGAUGUUAGACUGUUUCACUUGGCUUGUCUUCAGACACACGACCACGCGCGUUUGUGUCCACCCAUGAAAAUAUCGCGACAGCUUAGCAUUGGUUUGUUUACAAUGCAGCAGGUGGUUCACGGUUAGCGAAUGUUGGGAGACGUGUCUUUUUUCGUCGCUGCGAUGGAACCCCUUUGCGAGUAUUUCAUGUAUUUCCCCGCCGCUCCGAUAUCGAGUCUCACGGAUCCGGCGGAGUACUCAACUCUUCCGCGACGACAUCACGUCUACCUCGGUGAGACCGUCCAGUUCCUGCUGGUGCUGCGGUUCCCGGAUGGCCGCCCCGGUGCGUUUCCCUGGAAGGACCAGGUGGGAUCUCUGUCUGCUCUGGCGAGUGCGUGCGUCGCUGAGAGCCGGCAGCAGAGGCGAGGUGAGGGGCCACCAAACACCCAGAGCAGCUGCAGCGAAGGCGACGAAGAAAGGGAUCCUCGGGUGAGGGAGUCUGGAACCAGUGACAGCGACCGGACUUUCACACAGUGCAACACCCUUCUCGUUCACAAGAACCCGGCGUCUGAUCGGCGACCGGAUGGGAAGGAACCGGUUCAGUCUGCUCUAGUGUUGGAUGACCAGGUUAUCUUCUACCUCACAGUCUCUUUGGACAAGCUGCCAGUGAACACACUCAAAGCCAAGAUCAUAGUGACUGUGUGGAAGCAGGAGGAAGAAAAGGUGGAAGUGAGGGAACAUGGCUACCUGACUCUUCUGCAGCUCAGGAGCCCAACGCACACCUUCAGACAGGACCUGAACACCUUCAAGGCACAGGUCAACACCACCCUGAAUGUUCUACCACCUCCCAGCGUCCAGUGUCAGCAGAUGACUGUUUCUGGAAAACACUUGACUGUUCUUAAAGUGGUGAACUGCAGCUCUCAGGAGGAGGUGUGUGUUAGAGACAUGAAGAUCCUUCCCAACUAUAACUCGUCCUAUCUCCCCAUGAUGCCAGAUGGUUCAGUGCUCAUAGUUGACAAUGUAUGCCACCAAUCAGCUGAGGUCACCAUGGCGUCAUUCUAUCGGAUAGAUAGUGAGUCAUCCCGCUUACCAAGCACACUCAGUGCGCUGGAGCAACAGAACUUUCUGUUUCAGCUGCAGCUGCAAAACAAAGCAGAAGAUGACUCCAGUGAGGGUAUGGAAAUUCCUUUGGUGGCUGUGUUACAAUGGUAUACUCCGGCACUUCCUCUCACAAGAUACAUCUCUAGUUGGUACUCAUUGCCCAGUAUCCGCUUGGAUCGUCCUCAACUGGUGAUGACAGCUUCCUGUCCAAGGGCCAUCAGGCCUAUGGAGCCCUUCUGGGUAAAAUACACCGUCCUGAACAACUUGCAGGACUUUGCCGUCCAUCUGAUCUGGAAUUCUGAAGCUCAAAGUCAUCGGCAGGACCCAAGUGUUGAAGCAGUGGUGUGCCAGUCUCCCAUCAAGAACCUGGGACAGUGUAGGAAGGGCUCCACCCUCUCCUUCACCGUGGCCUUCCAGAUCCUCAGAACUGGACUGUUUGAGUUAAGCCAGCAUAUGAAACUGAAGCUUCAGCUCACAGCUACUGUGUCCACCCCUCCUGUGGGGCCUCAAUCACUACUGAAGAAAUCUCCAUUAUCAUCAAGCUUGGCAGCCACUGAGCUUCCAGAGAAAAGUAUCCUGGGCCGAUCUCAGAGCUUCUCCCACAAACAGUCGUCCAGAUCACACCACGUAAGGUCAAGCAGUGUGAUGGAGCAUCGGGCAAUGACACCUUGUAUGGGACCUUCAAUGGGCAGGGCCACCUACCUUCCCCCUGACCACAACCUCAUUUCACUGGACAAAAUAGCCAAGAGAAAGUGUAAAGUGUUGGUGCUGAAACAAAUCCAAGAGCCACACUGCAGAUGACGUGGAGAGGAAUGUUGUACUAAACAUCAGUGUUGAUCCAUCUGUCCAGCCUUCACGGAAGGAGGAGCAGAGAGGAGUGGAAUCAAAGGCCAGGGGAGGAGGAGUGGUGUUGACGUGGUGAGGGCGGGUGGUGGAAAGAUGCUGCAGUGCAGAGAUGAUGAAAGAAAAACCCUCGUGGAGCCACAGCAGUUCUUCAUUUCACUGGUUUAUCAUUUCACUGGAUUACUUACCUCUCUUCAAAUCAACAUUUUAUUCCAUCAGAGUUUUUAUUUUUAUAAAACAUUUUCUUCAAGCCUG
Molecule: messenger RNA, 2329 nt
Organism: Paralichthys olivaceus (Japanese flounder)
Lineage: Eukaryota; Metazoa; Chordata; Actinopteri; Pleuronectiformes; Paralichthyidae
Gene: trappc14
Product: trafficking protein particle complex subunit 14
Biological process (GO): cilium assembly
Cellular component (GO): TRAPPII protein complex
Molecular function (GO): alpha-tubulin binding
Source: RefSeq, a predicted model, not a curated record